This is a messenger RNA of Kogia breviceps (pygmy sperm whale), 5637 nucleotides long. The record is from RefSeq and is a predicted model, not a curated record. Lineage: Eukaryota; Metazoa; Chordata; Mammalia; Artiodactyla; Physeteridae.
GCUGCGGGGCGCGCGGGCCGGCGCUUCCUGAAGCAGUCUCCACCUCCGCAGCCUGGGCGGGAGCGGUGAGCGGCGACCGCGGGCAGCCAGGGCUGCCUCGGAAGAAAGGAGAAUGGCGUUCAGCAAAGGAUUUCGGAUCUAUCACAAAUUGGAUCCUCCACCUUUCAGCCUCAUAGUGGAAACCAGGCAUAAGGAAGAAUGUCUCAUGUUCGAGUCUGGGGCUGUAGCUGUGCUCUCAUCAGCAGAAAAAGAAGCAAUCAAGGGUACAUACUCCAAAGUUCUAGAUGCCUAUGGACUUUUAGGUGUUUUACGAUUAAAUCUUGGUGAUAUUAUGUUACAUUAUCUGGUCCUCGUCACUGGAUGUAUGUCUGUUGGAAAAAUUCAAGAAUCUGAAGUUUUCCGAGUUACUUCCACUGAAUUUAUAUCACUACGAAUCGAUUCUUCAGAUGAGGAUCGCGUUUCAGAAGUGCGAAAAGUGUUGAAUUCAGGAAACUUCUAUUUCGCAUGGUCCGCAUCUGGAGUCAGUUUGGAUCUGAGUCUUAAUGCCCAUCGUAGCAUGCAAGAACAUACAACCGAUAAUAGAUUUUUCUGGAAUCAGUCUUUGCACUUGCAUCUCAAGCACUAUGGUGUGAAUUGCGAUGACUGGUUAUUACGCCUCAUGUGUGGGGGAGUAGAAGUCAGAACAAUUUAUGCUGCUCAUAAACAGGCAAAGGCUUGCCUCGUUUCCAGGCUAAGCUGUGAACGAGCUGGGACCAGGUUCAAUGUCCGGGGAACAAAUGAUGACGGUCACGUCGCCAAUUUUGUAGAAACAGAACAGGUUGUGUACUUAGAUGACUGUGUUUCUUCCUUCAUACAAAUCCGGGGGUCUGUCCCAUUGUUCUGGGAGCAACCAGGGUUGCAGGUGGGAUCUCAUCGUGUUCGUAUGUCAAGGGGGUUUGAAGCCAAUGCACCUGCUUUUGACAGGCAUUUUAGAACACUUAAGAAUUUAUAUGGUAAACAAAUAAUAGUAAAUUUGCUUGGAUCUAAGGAAGGGGAACAUAUGCUAAGUAAGGCUUUCCAGAGUCAUUUGAAAGCUUCUGAACAUGCAACUGAUAUCCAGAUGGUGAAUUUUGACUAUCAUCAAAUGGUUAAAGGAGGAAAGGCAGAAAAAUUACAUAGUGUUCUUAAACCUCAAGUCCAGAAGUUUCUGGAUUAUGGAUUUUUUUAUUUCAAUGGAAGUGAAGUUCAAAGAUGCCAAAGUGGUACAGUUCGAACAAACUGCUUGGAUUGUCUUGAUAGAACCAAUAGUGUACAGGCAUUCCUUGGCUUAGAGAUGCUAACUAAACAAUUGGAAGCUCUCGGCUUAGCUGAAAAGCCUCAGCUGGUGACUCGCUUUCAAGAAGUUUUUCGAUCAAUGUGGUCUGUGAAUGGUGAUUCAAUCAGUAAGAUUUAUGCAGGAACUGGAGCUCUUGAAGGAAAGGCUAAGUUAAAAGAUGGUGCUCGUUCUGUUAGUAGAACAAUUCAGAAUAACUUCUUUGACAGCUCCAAGCAAGAGGCCAUUGAUGUUUUGCUACUGGGAAAUACUUUAAAUAGUGAUUUAGCUGACAAAGCUCGAGCCCUUUUAACUACUGGAAGUUUGCGUGCAUCUUCUAAAGUUCUAAAGAGCCUGUGUGAGAAUUUCUACAAGUAUUCAAAGCCCAAGAAAAUUCGAGUAUGUGUGGGCACCUGGAAUGUGAACGGCGGGAAGCAGUUUCGCAGUAUAGCUUUUAAGAAUCAGACCCUCACCGACUGGCUUCUCGAUGCACCCAAGUUAGCCGGCAUCCAGGAGUUUCAAGAUAAAAGAAGUAAACCAACUGAUAUAUUUGCCAUUGGUUUUGAGGAAAUGGUAGAGUUGAAUGCUGGAAACAUUGUGAGUGCAAGCACAACAAAUCAGAAGCUCUGGGCCGUGGAACUUCAGAAGACCAUCUCCAGAGACAACAAGUACGUGCUGCUCGCCUCCGAGCAGUUGGUGGGCGUCUGUCUGUUUGUUUUUAUCAGACCGCAGCAUGCUCCGUUCAUCAGGGAUGUUGCAGUUGAUACUGUGAAGACUGGAAUGGGAGGCGCAACUGGAAAUAAGGGAGCGGUCGCAAUACGAAUGCUGUUCCACACCACAAGCCUCUGCUUCGUCUGCAGCCACUUUGCCGCAGGACAAUCGCAGGUCAAAGAACGAAAUGAAGAUUUUGUGGAAAUCGCGCGGAAGUUGAGUUUUCCAAUGGGGAGGAUGCUGUUCUCCCAUGACUACGUAUUUUGGUGUGGUGAUUUCAACUACCGAAUCGAUCUUCCUAAUGAAGAAGUGAAAGAGCUCAUAAGACAGCAAAAUUGGGAUUCUCUUAUAGCAGGAGAUCAGCUUAUCAACCAGAAAAAUGCUGGACAGAUUUUUAGAGGAUUUUUAGAAGGAAAAGUAACCUUUGCUCCAACAUAUAAAUACGAUUUGUUUUCUGAUGACUACGACACCAGUGAAAAGUGCCGCACCCCUGCGUGGACAGACCGUGUCCUCUGGAGAAGAAGGAAGUGGCCUUUUGAUAGAUCAGCUGAAGAUUUAGAUCUCCUAAAUGCUAGUUUUCAAGAUGGAAGCAAAAUCCUCUACACGUGGACUCCUGGCACUUUGCUGCACUAUGGAAGGGCCGAGCUGAAGACUUCUGACCAUAGGCCUGUCGUUGCCCUGAUUGAUAUCGAUAUAUUUGAAGUGGAAGCUGAAGAGAGGCAAAACAUUUAUAAAGAAGUAAUUGCCGUUCAGGGUCCACCAGAUGGUACGGUGUUGGUCUCAAUCAAAAGUUCUCUACCAGAAAAUAAUUUUUUUGAUGAUGCUUUGAUUGAUGAACUUCUGCAACAGUUUACACAUUUUGGUGAAGUUAUACUCAUAAGAUUUGUAGAAGAUAAAAUGUGGGUUACAUUUUUGGAGGGAAGCUCUGCCUUGAGUGUUCUGAGCCUGAAUGGUAAAGAGUUAUUGGGUCGGACUAUAACUAUUACUUUAAAGAGUCCAGACUGGAUCAAAACUUUGGAAGAAGAAAUGAGUUUAGAGAAAAUCAGCGUCCCCUUGCCGUCCUCAACAAGCUCCACCCUGCUGGGUGAAGACGCGGAGGUCGCGGCCGACUUUGACAUGGAAGGUGACGUUGAUGACUACAGUGCUGAGAUAGAGGAGCUCCUUCCUCAGCAUCUCCAGCCGUCUUCCAGCUCGGGCCCUGGUGCUUCCCCAAGUUCUUCACCCCGGACCAGCCCCUGCCAGUCACCCACCAUAUCAGAGGGGCCUGUGCCUUCCCUUCCCGUGAGACCAAGCCGAGCCCCAUCAAGAACACCUGGGCACCCAGCUUCACAAAGUACUUCUUCGGUAGGUUCUCCUGUUGACACUCUGCUAGCAGCACAACUGCAGCAGAAGGAUUCUUCCCAGCCCCUGGAACCCAGGCGGCCUCCCCCUCCCCGCCCGGUUGCUCCUCCUGCGCGUCCAGCGCCCCCACAAAGACCGCCUCCGCCUGCAGGGUCUAGGAGUCCUGCACCUACUAGAAAAGAAUUUGGAGGUAUUGGAGCCCCUCCCAGUCCUGGGGUAGCUAGGCGAGAGAUGGAAGCACCCAAAAGCCCUGGAACGACACGGAAAGAUAAUAUAGGACGCAGCCAGCCUUCACCUCAAACAGGACUCACAGGCCCAGGACCUGCUGGGUACAGUACAGCCAGACCGAUUAUUCCACCCCGUGCCGGAGUGAUCAGCGCCCCCCAGAGCCAUGCUCGGGUGUCUGCUGGAAGACUGACUCCUGAAAGCCAAAGCAAACCAUCAGAAGUGCUCAAAGGGCCAGCUCUUCUUCCUGAACCACUGAAGCCUCAGGCCGCCCCUCCCGUGCAGCCUUCUCUGGCCGCGCCGCCGCUGGUUCAGCCGAUGCGGGAGCCUCUGGUCCCGGUGGCCACGCCUACGCCUCCGGCCGCCCCGCAGCCGCCCCCUCGGAGCCGGUCCUCCCACAACUUGCCUUCCGAGCCGUCGGUGCAGCCGCAGGUAAAAACAAACGGGGUCUCCGCCCUCAGGCUGGACUCGCCAUUAAAGACUGACCCAUUUGAAGACCUGUCAUUGAACCUGCUUGCUGUAUCAAAGGCUCAGCCAUCUGUUCAAACCCCAAACCGAAAGGGGUUGAUUCCAUUGCCUUCUGUAACCCCAAGUACCAUGAAUACUUUGAGUUCUGCAAGCUGCAUGCCGACAAUGCCUCCAAUUCCAGCCCGGAGCAAAUCCCAGGAAAACACGCGAUGUUCUCCAAACCCAUUCAUUGAGAGCUCAGGCAGCACAAAUCUUUCCACCGACAGGACUGCUGCUCCCAGAAACCCCUUUAGAGCUGAAUCUCAAGACUCAGAGGCCACUUCGUGGUUCUCCAAAGAGGAGCCCGUCGCUCAGAGUCCUCUCCCUUCUCCGAAGCCUCUCGGACGGAACAGUAGCAAGCCUUCAUCUUCACUGCAUGGCUUUGAGGACAGUUUUGAUCCGCGGGGCCCACCUACACUGAAAAGCAGCAACCCAAAAGGAUGGGUAACGUUCGAGGAAGAAGAGGACUUUGGUGUGACAGGGAAGUCAAGGCCCACUUGUCCAGACCUACUGGGUGAUCAGCCGAGUUCGUCUUCUGGCUCCAAGGUGACCUUUAGUGAUGUCUGGAAUAAAGGCACCAGUGUCUCUUUCUGUGUGUUGCCGGCAAGAAGACCACCUCCGCCUCCUGCCGCCCUGCUCCCGCCUGGCACCACCCCUCCAGCAGACCCUGGCACAGCCUUGGCCUCUAAGGCAUCACCCACGCUAGACUUUACAGAAAGAUAACGUUAUACAGUAGAAAGCAGUUGUUUUUUUAGUUUUGGCAGGGUAGAGCCGAAAGAAUUGGGCAUUCGUUAUUCAUUAUGUGCAAUAAGUAAUUGUUAAGUGCACUGAUGUUGUCAUGAAAUACCACUAUUUAAUGUGUACAAAGUUGGAAUAUGUGUAUAUUGGAAAUAAGGAAAAAUCUUUCUCAUUAUUAACUGGAAUUUUGGUGUGUUUCUGUUUGGAUAAAUACGAGACAGUAGAAGCCAUAAAAAGUGCUCGGAACUACUUUAGAAAAGAGUCCUUAUUCAGAAAUUCUUUGUCAGUCUCCUUUACAGAAUCUCAAAAAGCCCAAACGAUUUCUAGCUGACAUUACUGCCAGGCCCUUUUGUACUUGUUAAAAAUUGGUAUUUAUAGAUAUUUACCAAAGAGCUGUCAAACUUAUACUGAAACAGAAUUUAGAAGGACAUUGCUUAAAGAAACAAAUAUAUGUGUAUACACACAAAUAUAUACACUUACAUAUUUGUAAAACACAUAAAUUCUAAAUCAGACCAAAUUUUUACCCCAAAAUUCGAACAUAGUUCUUUCAAUAUUUCAUUAUCUAAAGGAUGGCUGAAAAUGAAAUUUGGACAUUUCGUUACUUUUCUUUCUAAAACUAGAAUGAUCUCACUAGGGAACCAGAAUCCACCACCGUUCCACACCCACCGGCGUCUGACACGCACACCGCGCACCCCCUUGUUACGUCCUACUCCAGCACGUCAGCCGGCUUUUCCGGGGGAGGAGCUUCUUGCAGCCAGAAGCGGCGUAGUGUGUGGUUACAGCCGGUCACGUGGACCGACUCUCUCCCCGCCCCCGCCCCCGCC